UUCAUCAAUCCCUCUCUCUCUCUCUAUAUAUCUUUCUCUCUCUAUGUUCAUUCAUAAGGGGGUUUAGGAUUGUUCACAACUUCACUCAUACGAAUCGGGUCUCCGGUCAUCCUCUUUGUUCAAUCGCCGGCGUUGCUGAGUAGCUCUGGAAGUUGAAUCUCGUGGUGGGUUGAGUUAUCGAACUUCAACUUUAAUGCUAAAGGAAUAAAGAAAGAAUUUGAAGUUUGAACUUAUUGAUUGAAGAAAAUGUUGGAGGGUCAGAAAUUUACAGGAAUGAUAGAUCUGAAUAGCAACCCUGAUAAUUAUGACCUUUCACAAGGAUUUUAUCAUAAACUCGGUGAAGGAUCCAACAUGUCCAUUGACAGUUUCGCGAGCUUGCAGAUGAGCACUGGCGGAGGCUCUGUUGCAAUGUCCAUUGAUAACAGUAGUGUUGGAUCAAACAAUUCAAACACACGCAUAUUAAACCAUCAAGGAUUAAAGCGUGUGAAAAACUAUACUGCUGUCCAGAGUGUUAACCGUGGUAAAGUCUCACACGGACAAAGUGAUGAUGCCCUAGCCCAAUCUUUGAUGGAUCCCCGGUUUCCUACUGAAGGGCUCGAGAAUUUUGAGGAAUGGACACUUGAUUUAAGGAAACUGAUUAUGGGACCUGCUUUUGCACAGGGUGCUUUUGGGAAGCUGUACAAAGGUACUUAUGAUGGUGAAGAUGUUGCUAUUAAGCUUUUGGAGAAGCCGGAGAAUAAUCCAGAGACAGCCCAGGUAAUGGAGCAACAGUUUCAGCAAGAGGUUAUGAUGCUGGCUACUUUAAAGCAUCCAAAUAUUGUUCGUUUUAUUGGCGGGUGUCGUAAGCCUUUGGUAUGGUGUAUUGUGACUGAAUAUGCUAGAGGAGGUUCGGUUAGGCAGUUUUUGGCAAAGAGGCAGAAUCGGUCUGUGCCUUUGAGGUUGGCAGUUAAGCAGGCUUUGGAUGUUGCAAGAGGAAUGGCUUAUGUGCAUGGACUUGGAUUGAUCCAUAGGGAUCUUAAAUCUGAUAAUCUUCUGAUUUCUGCUGACAAAUCAAUUAAGAUUGCAGAUUUUGGUGUUGCUCGGAUUGAGGUGCAGACUGAAGGAAUGACACCUGAAACUGGAACAUAUCGUUGGAUGGCCCCGGAGAUGAUCCAGCACAGACCAUACUCUCAGAAAGUGGAUGUUUACAGUUUUGGAAUAGUCCUGUGGGAACUGAUAACCGGACAGCUUCCUUUCCAGAACAUGACAGCCGUCCAAGCUGCAUUUGCUGUUGUGAAUAAAGGCGUAAGGCCGAAUAUUCCCAAUGAAUGUCUUCCUGUUCUUCGCGAUAUCAUGACCCGCUGCUGGGAUACUGAACCAAAUGUUAGACCACCUUUUAUGGAUGUGGUGAAGAUGCUGGAGAAUGCUGAGACUGAGAUCAUGACCAAUGUUCGGAAAGCGCGGUUCAGAUGCUGCAUUAGCCAACCGAUGACGAUGGAUUGAGUGUGGGAAGAAAAAGGGUAUGGUAUUUAUUAUGCGUAGCAAACCAACUAUCAGUUUCGAUUUCUUUUGCAGUAAGAGUACAGUGAUAAAAAAUUGCAAGUGUUAUGGUUUUAUUUUAUCCUUUUGUUUUUAUUUUGUGAAUUAAAACUAAAUUACUGAUGGUUGAACUUGAAAGAGAUUUUAUCUAUACAUGAUCCCUUUCUUUCCUA
Impatiens glandulifera is the source of this 1691-nucleotide messenger RNA. RefSeq names its product serine/threonine-protein kinase STY13-like. NCBI's taxonomy places the organism in Eukaryota, Viridiplantae, Streptophyta, Magnoliopsida, Ericales, Balsaminaceae. Gene Ontology annotation, molecular function: protein kinase activity; ATP binding. The transcript has 3 exons. The record is from RefSeq and is a predicted model, not a curated record. Bases 247 to 1482 code for a protein of 411 amino acids. Gene Ontology annotation, biological process: protein phosphorylation.